UGUGAACAGGACGAUUUUAGGUUCGCACCUGUUUGUGUGAAUACGGUUGUUGAUGACUGCUUUUACAAGAACACUGAUAUGUCUUAACUAAUUGCAUUUUACCUUGAUUCAUGAGGUGAUUAGUUUAGAUUAGUUAUGGAUUAGUUCUCUGAUUCAGGGUGUAACGGUUACAGAUCAACAGCAGAGACCUGCAUCCAUUCAAGCAUAACAUAAUGAGAGUAUGUGUGCCCCUUUCUGUUACCAUAUAAGACUUGCUCAUGACUCAUGCUGCUUUGUGAACUGCUAUGUGGGAAGUCAUGAUUCAUACAAGCUACAUAUAAUCAAACUCAGCUCAAAAUACUCCGGCAUGCGUGACCCUCCUCCCCUCCACUAACACACAUACAGAAAUGAUCAGCUCCCCAGAUGCCGCCACACUUGUGUCAUUGUGCUUGCAGCAGCUUGAGUUCAAAGUUAGGUUACCUAGAGUUGAAACAACAUGAACCUUAGUUAUUCAGUGGAAUGGUUUUGGUUAUCAUUGGAAUUUCCAGACUACCACAUCAUCCCUUGCACUGACAUGGUUCUGCUGUGACAUCAUUCAGAGGGUGUGAGCGGUAUGUCCGUGGAUGAGAAGUCUGAAGCUCCCAUGUACGUGUAUGAGUCGACGGUGCACUGUACCAACAUCCUGCUGGGUCUGAAUGAGCAGCGGAAGCAGGGCCUGCUCUGUGAUGUGACCGUGCUGGUGGAGGGGAAGGAGUUUCGUGCACACAGGGCUGUCCUAGCAGCCUGCAGCGAGUACUUCCUACAGGGGUUCGUCACCCAAAGUGACAAUGAACUGGUUCUCAGCAUGCCAGAGGAGGUCAGUGCCCGGGGAUUCGCUCCAUUGUUACAGUUUGCCUAUACGGCUAAGCUGCUGCUCAGCAGAGAAAACAUCCAGGAGGUCAUCCGCUGUGCUGAAUUCCUGCGCAUGCACAACCUGGAGGACUCCUGCUUUCGCUUCCUGGAGGCCCAACUGCGCAGUGAGGAGGAUGGCCUGGUCCUCUGUCGCAAGAUUGCGUCUGAAAGCAAUCACUCGGAGGAUGAGAGCAUGCAACCUGAGUUGCUGACAACAACACAAACUGCAGUUACCCUAUCUGGUUCUCCACGCUCUCGUCGUUGUGCAGAGGCCCUGAACUCCUUGCGGCGGCCAGACCAUGAGGAUCUGGCAGUGACAGAGGAGUUCACUGAUGGACAGAUGGACUUUGAGAGACACGGCACCUCAGACCUGCCACGAUGCCCUAAAUACAGGAAGUACCAGUGGGCAUGCAACAAGCACAAUAACAACACCUCCUCACACACCAGUACCUCAGGUUUUCCAAGCACAUUCAAGGAGAUGAACAGACCAGCUGUGAUGCAAAUCAAGCAGGAGCCACGCAGCGAGGAAGAGUCCAUCUCGCUUUGCCUGUCAGGGGACGAGCAGGACGGUGGUGAAAAGGACGGUGUGGCUGAGAUGGAGAUGGAUGGUUCCAUUGCAGUGGACCAACCGAAAGGCAGCAGCAAGUCACCCACCUGCCUAGGAACUCUCUUUCAGAAGGACCUGCCUAGCACACCCCAGCAGCUCUUUGCUAACAAACUCGUCAAUGCCCAGGAUAAAGGAACCACUCAGGGAGACUACAAAAAAGAUUACAGGCCUUCGCUUGGCAAUGAGCUUGGCAUGCCUGUCGUGUUCCCCAAAGAUGCAGAUGGUUUCCCGCCAGGGCUUUCGUUGAAGUCAGCUUCCUGCGAUGGUGUGUGCAAGCAAGAGUUGGAGCCAGACCGCCGCAGUGUCAUCUUCUCCUCAGGGCCCUGUGACCGACUGGGUACACCCACCCACUCCCAUCCCAGUGGGAACUCACUGGAGAAAGAGCUCUCAGAACACAUGCCAAAGGGAUUGUGGGCUGGUGCCAGCCAGUCCCUCCCCAGCUCCCAGACCUACUCCCCCAGCACCACAGCCAGUGACCAACCCCUGCUUUGCCGCCAAAGGCCCAAUACCAGCUGCCCAGUGCCAAUCAAGGUAUGCCCACGAUCGCCCCCCUCAGAGACCCGAACUCGGACAUCCAGUUCUUGUUCGUCAUAUUCUUAUGCUGAGGACGGGAGCGGCGGAUCCCCCUGCAGCCUGCCGCAGUUCGAGUUUUCAUCCUCGCCUUGCCCAAAUGUGACACGGUGUCUCACGACUGACCCGCAGGAGCCAGGCAGUGGGACAGAUGUGCUAUUUGCACGAGUGCGGCCCAAGAUAAAGUGUGAGCAGUCAUAUGGAACCAAUUCCAGUGACGAGUCCGGGUCCUUUUCAGAGGGGGACAGUGAAUCAUGUCAUGUUCGAGAGCAAGGCCCAGAGGUCAAGCUUCCAUUCCCUGUCGAUCAAAUCACAAAUCUUCCACGCAACGACUUCCAAAUGAUGGUGAAAAUGCACAAGCUGACCUCAGAGCAGCUGGAAUACAUCCAUGACAUGCGCAGACGCAGUAAGAACCGCAUCGCGGCCCAGCGCUGCCGAAAGAGGAAACUUGACUGCAUCCUGAACCUUGAGUGUGAAAUACGCAAACUGGUGUGUGAGAAGGAGAAGCUCUUAACAGAGCGCAACCAGUUGAAGGUGUGCAUGGGAGAGUUAUGGGAGAAUUUCUCCUGUCUAUCUGAGGAGGUGUGUCGAGACGUGCAGCUGAGCCCAGAACAGGUCCAUCACUACUGCCCCAUUCUGCACCCUGGCAACACCGCUUCCGUCGCCCCCGGCAACCAGGCCCUACCCACCAGCAGCAUCGACCUCACCACUUGCUCCACCCCCGAACAGAGCUUCCUCAAAUUGACCACAACAAAAGACGGGGAAUCGCGACCGGCCCAUUGGAAGACCGGGAACGUGUCCGAAGACAUGAGCAAUGACAGGGAGGAGCAAGAGGCCGGCUCCGCCUACCUGGAGGCGGGCCUCUCCCUGAAACAGUCCAAUCAGACGGUGACAGUAGACUUCUGUCAGGAGAUGACAGAUAAAUGUACAACUGACGAACAGCCCAACAGAAAGGACUGUACCUAAUGACGGUGGUUUCUGUGUUGAUUUGUUUUACAAUGUUUUUUUUUUUGUUUUUUUUAUUAUUUAAUUUAGUUACGUCUUCUGACAAACCCUCAAAAAUCGAGGGCUGUUGAGAUGGCCAGCCUCUGCCAGUGUUCCUGAUUUAUAUAUAUAUAUAU
Carassius gibelio (silver crucian carp) is the source of this 3168-nucleotide messenger RNA. Its product is annotated as transcription regulator protein BACH2-like. The record is from RefSeq and is a predicted model, not a curated record. NCBI's taxonomy places the organism in Eukaryota, Metazoa, Chordata, Actinopteri, Cypriniformes, Cyprinidae. The transcript is spliced from 5 exons. Gene Ontology annotation, biological process: regulation of transcription by RNA polymerase II. Gene Ontology annotation, molecular function: protein binding; RNA polymerase II cis-regulatory region sequence-specific DNA binding; DNA-binding transcription factor activity, RNA polymerase II-specific. The coding region runs from base 593 to 3013 and encodes 806 amino acids.